AUGCUUGUGAAUGGUUGGAUUGGACGACCCUUUGAGGUUGGCUCAGGUGUGCGUCAGGGGUGUCCUUUGAGUCCUCUGCUAUAUGCGUUUGUAAUCGAUCCCUUCAUUCGGAGGUUAGAGAGCGGACCGUUGUGUGGAGUUCCUUUGGGCAUUCCUGGGGAGCCCCCUCUGAGGGUCGUGGCCUAUGCUGAUGACGUGUCUGUUUUCAUCUCCGGGACGCAGGAGGCAGGAGAGGAGGUGGUCUCGGUGAUGGAACAGUAUGGAGGAGGAUGGAGGAGGUGGUCUCGGUGA
Molecule: messenger RNA, 291 nt
Organism: Staurois parvus
Lineage: Eukaryota; Metazoa; Chordata; Amphibia; Anura; Ranidae
Source: the annotation of a GenBank genome assembly